Messenger RNA from Astrephomene gubernaculifera, 2208 nucleotides. The record is from the annotation of a GenBank genome assembly. Lineage: Eukaryota; Viridiplantae; Chlorophyta; Chlorophyceae; Chlamydomonadales; Astrephomenaceae.
GAGGGCAUACUUUUACUUGCGACGUCAGCCUAACUAACGUGGAGCUUCAUGCUCGGACUAUUUGUGGUCGUGCCGCCUGUACCACCUGUUUUGGCCCUCCCGGCUGCAAACACCAUACGUCGUUCCGUUAGCCAUGUGUACGCAAUUGCCCAGCGAUCCAUAGUUUCUAAUUUGAACAAUCAGAAAGGCCGCCGCGCAACGACUAUAACACAAUUCCAUUACAGUUCCGGUCAUUCGCCGGCAUUACCCCUGCCUCCCUUUACAUCGGCGUUUGAGGGAGCCUACAAGCGUUCUCAAUUCACUCCACUCUCAGCAUCCCCUUACUCGCCAAUCGGCCCUGCCGCUGCUGGACACCAAACGUCAACCAUGAGGCUCACCAAGCUCAUGUCCUCCGCCGGGACAUCCUGCCACCGCACAGCCAGCCACGCCUCUUCCCUCCACUCCUCCCUCGCGCCCAAAGCCACACCGGCCGCUCUUCUUACCCUUCAGCGCGGCUACUGCUCCUCAGCCUCCUCAGCUACCUCCCCAGCAGCCGCAUCUAAAGCACAAGCACCCUCAGCCAACCCCAGGCGACAAGAAAAGACCAGCACCCCCAGCAGCACUCCCGCCAUACAACCACCACCACAACCGCCAACCGCCUCCCCCGCCCCGCUUCCCCGCCUCUCCGAGCUAGCAGCUGGGGGUGCCGAGCUCCUGAGCGACGAAGCUCUCAAGGCGCUGGGUGUACGGCUGCCCAGCCACUGCUGCGGCUGCGGCAUGCGGCUGCAGCGGCGGGACCCGGAGGCGCCGGGUUUCUUCAUCGUGCCCUCCCGCCUGCUGGAGGCUCGCCUAGAGGAGCAGGCGGAGCAGCAGCAGCAGCAGGGGCCGGCAGCAGCAGCAGCUGCUGGGGAGCAGGAGGCGGAGAGGGAGGAGGCGGAGCAGCUGAGGGUGCUGGAAGCGGCGCGGAGGGAGAUGGAUGAGGAUGCGGAGGCUGACGUUGCGUCGCUGGGUCCGGGUCGCGGGGAGGACGAUCCGGAUGUGCUGUGUCAGCGCUGCUUCUCACUCAAACACUCGGGGAAGAUCAAGGUUCAAGCCCUGGAGUCGGCGCUUCCGGAGUUUGAUCUGGGCAAGAAGGUGGGUCGCAAGAUCCACCUGCAGAAGGACCGGCGGGCGGUGGUGCUGUGUGUGGUGGACGUGUGGGACUUCGACGGAUCACUGCCGCGACUGGCUAUCAAGUCCCUCUUCCCGCCCAGCCCCCCCGACCAGCCUCCCCUCGAGCCCAAGUUCCGUCUCAUGGUGGCGGUCAACAAGUUCGACUUGCUGCCGUCGCAGGCAACUCCCACACGGGUGCAGAACUGGGUCCGCACCCGGCUGGUCCAGGCGGGUCUGCCUCCCCCUGACAAGGUCUUCAUGGUCAGCGCCACGCGGGGGCUGGGAGUGAAGGACAUGGUGCAGGACAUCCGUCACGCGCUGGGUUUCCGCGGCGACCUGUGGGUGGUGGGCGCGCAGAACGCGGGCAAGAGCUCGCUCAUCGCCGCCAUGAAGCGGCUGGCGGGCACGGCGGGGAAGGGCGACCCCACGGUGGCCCCCGUCCCCGGCACCACGCUGGGUCUGCUGCAGGUGCCGGGGCUGCCGCUGGGGCCCAAGCACCGCGCAUUCGACACGCCCGGAGUGCCGCACAGCCACCAGCUGACCAGCCACCUGGGCCUGGAGGAGGUGAAGAAGGUUCUCCCCUCCAAGCCGCUCCGCGGCCGCACCUACCGUGUGGGUGCCGGCCACACGCUGCUGCUGGGGGGUGGGCUGGCUCGGCUGGACGUGGUGGAGGCGCCGGGCGCCACCCUGUACCUGACCGCCUUCGUGUCGCAGCUGGUGCACCUGCACAUGGGCAAGACGGAGGGUGCUGCGGAGAGAUUGCCCCGGCUUGUUUCCCAGGGCCUGCUCUCCCCACCCGACUCACCCGAGCGUCUGGCUGCGCUGCCCCCCCUCACCCCCAUUGACGUGGAGGUGGAGGGUUCCGACUGGAAGAAGAGCACUGUGGAUAUCGCGGUUGCGGGGCUGGGCUGGGUAGGGGUGGGCUGCAAGGGACGCGCGCGCUUCCGGCUGUGGACCCUGCCCGGGGUGGCGGUGACCACGCAUGCAGCGUUGGUUCCGGAUUACGCGGAGGUGUUUGAGCGGCCGGGGCUGUCCACGCUGCUGCCCAAGGCGCAGAGCAAGGAGCACAAGGCGAAG